UUCGUCCCGAAACAGAAUACGCUUCCUAUAUAUACAAUUUCCCCUGCUUCUGUGCUCUGGCAGUUUGUAUUGAUAACUUCGACCAUUUCAAGCAAGCUUCAACUGUUUCUUGCAACUUCGAUCGUGUAAGGAAAAACUUUUCCUUCUCUUCAAUUUCAUAUAUUAAUUUUCUCACUACCCAAACAGAGGGUGGAACAGAUCAAUUGUCUACAUGGCGAAAUGCUACCCGACUGUGAGCGAGGAAUAUCAGAAGGCAGUAGAUAAAUCCAAGAGAAAGCUCCGAGGGCACAUCGCUGAGAAGCACUGCGCUCCUAUAAUUCUCCGAUUAGCAUGGCACUCGGCUGGUACCUUCGACGUGCAAAGCAAGACAGGAGGGCCGUUCGGGACCAUCAGGCACCCGGAGGAGCUUGCUCAUGAAGCAAACAAUGGCCUGGAUAUUGCGGUCAGGCUUUUGGAGCCGAUCAAGGAGAAGUUUCCGAUUCUCUCAUACGCAGAUUUCUACCAGUUGGCCGGAGUUGUUGCUGUGGAAAUUACAGGGGGGCCUGAUGUUCCUUUCCACCCUGGUAGACCGGACAAACAAGAACCGCCACCAGAAGGUCGCUUGCCGGAUGCCUCCAAAGGUACGGAUCAUUUGAGGGAUGUCUUUGGUCACAUGGGUCUUAGUGACAAGGAUAUUGUUGCAUUAUCCGGUGGACACACAUUGGGUAGGUGCCACAAGGAACGUUCUGGAUUUGAGGGACCCUGGACAACCAACCCUCUCAUUUUUGACAACUCCUAUUUCAAGGAACUUCUUAGUGGAGAGAAAGAAGGCCUUAUCCAGCUGCCAUCAGACAAGGCUCUUCUGGAGGAUCCUGUCUUUCGUCCUCUUGUUGAGACCUAUGCCUCGGACGAGGACGCUUUCUUUGCGGAUUAUGCUGAAGCACAUUUGAAACUCUCAGAGCUUGGAUUUGCUGAUGCCGAGUAAAGGGGGAUUGUAAAUAAGGCAGCGAUGGCUUGUGUGAUGUUAAUUCUUCCAGACCAGGCUGAAUAUAUGCUUGUAAAUUGUAUUAGUUGUUGGUGUGUGGUUUUCUGGCUAUAUCCAAUAAGCCUUUGUGACUGUUGGUGAGUGUGGUAAUAAUAUGACUUAAACUUGUGUUUAUCAUAA
Molecule: messenger RNA, 1144 nt
Organism: Prunus avium (sweet cherry)
Lineage: Eukaryota; Viridiplantae; Streptophyta; Magnoliopsida; Rosales; Rosaceae
Gene: APX2
Product: ascorbate peroxidase 2
Biological process (GO): hydrogen peroxide catabolic process; cellular response to oxidative stress; response to reactive oxygen species
Cellular component (GO): chloroplast
Molecular function (GO): peroxidase activity; heme binding
Source: RefSeq, a predicted model, not a curated record